Molecule: messenger RNA, 1092 nt
Organism: Alternaria ethzedia
Lineage: Eukaryota; Fungi; Ascomycota; Dothideomycetes; Pleosporales; Pleosporaceae
Exons: 6
Coding region: 1-1092 (363 amino acids)
Biological process (GO): L-leucine biosynthetic process
Cellular component (GO): cytosol
Molecular function (GO): NAD binding; magnesium ion binding; 3-isopropylmalate dehydrogenase activity
Source: RefSeq, a predicted model, not a curated record
AUGACUGCCCACAAUAUUGUUGUCCUUGCCGGUGACGGUGUCGGCCCAGAGGUCGUCGCUGAGGCGAUGAAGAUCCUCAAAGUCAUCCAAAAACAUACCGACAACACCUUCAACUUCAAAGAGCACCUUUUUGGAGGAUGUUCGAUAGAUGCACACAACAAUCCUCUCACGGAUGAAGCCCUCGAAGCUGCAAAGUCGGCCGACGCCAUCAUCCUCGGUGCUGUCGGCGGGCCGAAAUGGGGAACCGGCAAGGUGCGCCCUGAGCAGGGAAUCUUGAAACUACGCAAAGAACUCGGUACCUUCGGAAACCUGCGGCCGUGUUUCUUCGCCUCCGACUCGCUCAUCGACGGCUCACCCCUAAAAGCCGACAACGUUCGUGGCGUAAAGUUCAACAUCAUCCGCGAGUUGACUGGCGGUAUAUACUUUGGCGAGCGAAAAGAAGAUGAGGGUGAUGGCAAGGCCAUGGACACAGAGCCUUAUAGCGUCGAGGAGAUUGAGCGCGUCGUACGGUUAGCGGGUAGUCUCGCGUCUGUCGAGGACCCGCCUGUCCCGGUAUGGAGUCUGGACAAGGCAAACGUUCUGGCGACAUCGAGAUUAUGGCGGAAAACCUUUGAGCGCAUCAUGAAGGAAGAGUACCCACAACUCGAGUCCGGCACCCACCUCAUCGACUCGGCGGCUAUGCUUAUGAUCAAGAGCCCAAGGGCACUGAAUGGUGUCGUGGUAACGAGCAACUUGUUCGGCGACAUCAUCAGCGACGAAGCCAGUGUCAUCCCUGGAAGUCUUGGUCUGCUUCCAAGUGCCAGCUUAGGUGGCAUCCCAGACGGCAAGACCAAGCUUAACGGAAUUUACGAGCCUAUCCACGGUUCCGCACCCGAUAUCGCGGGCAAAGGCGUCGUCAACCCUAUCGCAAUGAUCCUGUCCCUCAGCAUGAUGUUCAAGUACUCUUUAUGUCAACCAGAGCUUGCGCUGAAGAUCGAUGAGGCCACCAAGAUUGCCAUCGACAACGGCAUCCGAACACGCGAUAUCGGCGGAAAGUCAAGUACGGCCGAAGUCGGUGAUGCGAUCGCUGCGGAGCUAGAGAAACUUCUUUAG